UGGCCUGGGAACACAGAUUCCUUGUGGUGCGGUGAUGGCAUUCUGGGCUCCUGUGUUUAUAGUCCUGGUGACCACUGUCUUGGUAGUGCUGUAUAGGCUGGGGGCCUUGCGCCAGAGGAGACCCAGAGAGCCCCCUCUGGACAAAGGCUUUAUUCCCUGGCUGGGCCAUGGCAGGGACUUCUAUAAGGAUGCCUCCAAUUUCCUGAAGAGGAUGCAAGAACGUCACGGGGACAUCUUCACUGUUCAGCUUGGUGGCCGAUACAUCACCUUUGUCACAGACCCCUUUUCUUUUGAUGCCAUUCUGAAGGAGGACAAAAGCAAGCUGGAACCUCAUAAGUUUUCACAUGAGCUGGUAUUCCAAGUCUUUGAGUUUCAAAGACUGAAAGAUCAGAAAAAUAUGACCAGGAGUAACACUUCAAAGCACUUGACGGGUACUGAUUUAGUUGGGAUAACCCAGGCCGUAAUGGAUAGCCUGAAGAUCCUGAUGCUAGAACCUGAUGCUGGUCUGAGAUCAGGACCCCAGGAGUGGAAGCAGGAUGGGCUAUUUCAAUACUGCCAUAGCACUGUCUUUAGAGCUGGUUACCUGGCCUUGUUUGGGAACUUACCUACUAAUGGCAAGGCAGGUCAUGCUCAGGAUCUGCUCCAAUCCCAGAAAAUCUUUGAAGAGUACAGGAAAUUUGACACUCUUCUUCCACAGAUGAUUUAUUCUCUGCUCCUGCCCAAGGAGAAGCAAGAAAUAAGAAGGCUAAAACAUUUCUUCUGGGAUAUUCUCUCUCCACAGCACAUCAUGGAGAAGGAUAAUGUGAGUGGAUGGAUCCGUUCCACUCAGCAGCUGCUGUCUGAUGUUGGAAUAUCUGAGAUAGAACAGAGCAAGUAUAACCUGGUAGCACUCUGGGCUUCCCAGGGCAACUCAAGCGUAGUGCCCUUCUGGACCCUCCUCUUCCUCCUGAAGAAUCCCAAGGCUCUGAAGGCUGUGAGGGAGGAGGCAGAAAGAGUCCUCAGGAAAAUGGGGCAAGAGAUGAGACCAGGUGGGGUGCCCAUCACUGUUGAGUAUAGCAUGCUGCAGCAGACCCCAGUGCUGGACAGUGUCAUGGAGGAGACAUUACGGAUGGUCGUUGCUCCUCACCUGACCAAGUUUGUCAUGGAGGACAUGAUCCUGAAAAUGGAUGAUGGCAGGGAAUAUGCCCUCCGCCAAGGAGAUGCAGUUUUCAUCUUCCCCUACCUUUUUCUCCAUAUGGAUCCAGAAAUCUACCCAGAUCCUACUACAUUCAAAUAUGACCGUUUCCUGAACCCUGAUGGCAGCAGAAAGGUAACUUUCUACAAGCAAGGGAGAAGGAUCAAGUCACACAUGUUGCCAUGGGGUAGUGGCAUCACCAUCUGUCCUGGGAGGUUCUUUGCCCUCAAUAAGAUAAAGAUGUUUGUGCUCUUGAUGGUCACACAAUAUGACAUAGAGUUAGUUGAUCAGGAGGUGAAGAUCCCUUCAAUCAAUGUAAAGCGCUGGGGACUUGGUGCCAUGCAGCCAAUACAUGAUGUCCAGUUCCGAUAUCGGAUACACUUCUAGUUUGAGUGUGAAAUCUUUUGCACAAGCCCAAGGAUGCAGUGGGGCAGAGGCACUCUUUCCCAUUUCUAACUAAACACCAAUUCCCCAGAAUCUCAUCCCCUAUAACAUAGAUCUUGGCCUCACCACCCUACUAAAUUGCUCUCUAAUGCCCUUCCCAAUCAACACAUCCUAUUGUCUCUUCUCAGACAUGUUUCACUUCUCUGUAGCUUUGGACGCUCUUGGCUAUCCCUUCCUCCUGAAGACUCUCUUCUCCCUGGGCUUCCUCUCUGACUCUUCCUUAAUCUCCUUGACUGAUUCCUCUUCUGCUUGUGGGUAGAGGUUGCAGAGAGAUUGGUUUCACUUGAAUAACAGGGGGAGAAACCUCCAAACAAUUAGGGCUGUCCCAUGGUAUUGUUCACAGUGGGGGUAGGUUGGUGGGCCAGUGCCACUGAACAUUAGCAUUCAAAGAUUAGACAACUCUUUUUUCAGGGAUAUUGUCUGGGAUAUUCUUGCUCAAGUACAAGUCAGACUCAAUCGCUUCUGAGGUCCCUUCCAGGCUGAGGUUCUAGGAGUGAACAGCCGUCUAUAGGACAUCUUGGAUUCUGUGACCCCACUCUCUUCCUCUAUCUGUCUGCUCUUUCUCUGUCUCUUCUGCAUGCCUCUUCUCUUUCUCCUGCCCCUGAGCUCCCAAGGUUCUAUUCUUUCUCUUCACUCUCCCCCUUGGUAAUCUCUUUCCCUCCUAGAGUACAGUUAGAACCUCUAUUCAGAUCAUUCCAUGGCUACGUUCCAGAUCAAACUCUUGGUCAACUUCCAGUCCAGAAUGUGUGAUUGCCUUUGGCUAGCUGCAUCUUGAUGUCCCAGCUAUAUACAUCCUAGACUGAAAUCAUCUUUAUUUUCCCAAGGCUGGGACCUUUCCCUAACUUGUACCUCUACAUUUUUUUUUUGCACCACCAUCCUCCCAGGCACUCAGACUCUCUGCGCAUGGAGCAAUUUUUAACUCUAACCUCCUUCUCUCUUUUCCUCAUAGCCAGUCAGUAACUAAGUUCUUCCUUUUCAAUCUCUCUCACAUCUGUCCGAUUCUUUCCAUACCCACUCUCACAAUCCUGGAUGUGUGGGGCAUCGCUUCUCAUCUGGACUGUUGCAAUACUCUCCUGCCCAGCCUCCUGAUCUCACCAAUCCCAUUGAUAUAGGCUACUAGAUUCAUCUCCCAAAAGGAACUCUGACACCAACACUCCAUAGCUCAAGGAUAUCCUGCUUCUCCUAUUGCCUGUGGGAUAAGGUCCAAAUUCCUUAACCCAGCAGUCAAGCUCCCCAACGGCCAGGUCCCGCCCUUUCUUACCCACCUUCUUCUCCCAUAAGUCCCCUAUUCAUACCAUCUUUUCCCUUUCAAGUGGACCAUUCACAGUUUCUCAAAGAUGCUCUGACUUGCUACAUAGGCAGAGUUCUGCUUAUGCAUGGACUUGGAAUCAAAAAACCAGGGUUCAAAUCCCAGCUUUGCUUUCUGCUAUAGAUGCUUGAUGUUUGAUGUCAUUUCCCCUCUGUAAGGCUCAGCUGCCUCUUCCAUACAAUGAGAGUCUGACUAGGUGAUCUCUAAUCCCUUCCAGCUUUCAACCCCAUGAUACUCUGCCCAGAAUAUUCUCCUCCAUAUCUCUAUCUAUGAAAAUUUAACCCAUCUUUCAAUUCAUGUAUAUUUUUAUAUCCCACCUUGGCUGCUGUCUCCUUCAGGGUGCUACCAAAUUGUAUCCCAGAGUACAGAUUUGUCAGUCUUUUACCAGUACUGUUUGGACAGACGUUGCCUUGACUGAUGGCCACAAGUUUUUUGGCUCUCUUGGCUCCUUUAAGCCUAGAGAGAGAUAUUAGCACAGCUUAAAUUAUCCAUUAAGACCAUUCAACUAAGCUGGGAAAUAAUUUUUACAGUCAGUGUCUUUGAUAAAGACUUCAUUUCUCUCCCAUAAAAAGAAAACCCUAAA
Molecule: messenger RNA, 3510 nt
Organism: Vombatus ursinus (common wombat)
Lineage: Eukaryota; Metazoa; Chordata; Mammalia; Diprotodontia; Vombatidae
Product: 5-beta-cholestane-3-alpha,7-alpha-diol 12-alpha-hydroxylase
Exons: 1
Coding region: 35-1561 (508 amino acids)
Molecular function (GO): heme binding; iron ion binding; sterol 12-alpha-hydroxylase activity
Source: RefSeq, a predicted model, not a curated record